Molecule: messenger RNA, 525 nt
Organism: Rosa rugosa (rugosa rose)
Lineage: Eukaryota; Viridiplantae; Streptophyta; Magnoliopsida; Rosales; Rosaceae
Exons: 1
Coding region: 1-525 (174 amino acids)
Molecular function (GO): RNA-DNA hybrid ribonuclease activity; nucleic acid binding
Source: RefSeq, a predicted model, not a curated record
AUGAUUAUUUGGGCUACAUGGAGGAAUCGGAAUGCAAAAGUGUGGGAUGGGGAUGUUAAACCUGCCUUCGAAGUGGUACCCAUUACUCUAGGUUGGUGGGAGGAAUAUAAGGCAGUUCAUGCUUCAAUAAAGGAACCAAGACCGGUAAGGCACGAGCUGUGGACGAAGCCUCCUGUGGGUUUGGUGAAACUUAAUGUUGACGCUGCAUUUGAUAAUGUUACAGGUUGUACUGGGGUGGGUGGGAUCUUUCGAGAUUCCAGUGGCUCUUUCCUAGGAGGAUUCAGGCACUCUGUCUCGGUUUCAAACUCAGCUAGGCAUGGGGAGCUCCUUGCUUUGCUGUAUGGGGUCAAGCUGGCAGUUACCCAUCAUUUUGUUCCCCUGAUGGUGGAAACAGAUUGCCAAGAUCUGGUCAAUGUGAUUGGGAGCUCAAGCUUAACCUGGACUGAGCUGGGUUUCUUGGUGCAUGAUCUUGAGGGGUUGUUGAAGGUUUGCUUCAAAUGCCCAGGUUCGUUAUGUUCACCGUAG